This is a messenger RNA of Culex quinquefasciatus (southern house mosquito), 2397 nucleotides long. RefSeq lists its product as uncharacterized. The record is from RefSeq and is a predicted model, not a curated record. NCBI's taxonomy places the organism in Eukaryota, Metazoa, Arthropoda, Insecta, Diptera, Culicidae. Bases 104 to 2257 code for a protein of 717 amino acids. The transcript is spliced from 5 exons.
UGGUAGCUUGAUUGCAAGUGAUCCUAAAGAGCCGAACGAGCAGUCGGUGCAGUCGUGUUCGGGUGAUGAUGACCCGCUGGUGCAUGACAACAGCAACAUACAAAUGGAUAUACCCACAACGUCUGGCACAUCGCAGCUGAUAAUUGAACCCGUUGAGCCAGAGGCUUCAUUCUCAGGUGAAGAACACCUGGCGGAUGAACAAAACGGUGAAAAUGUUGAGAAGCCACUGACAGACUCCGCACUGUUGGAUUUAUUGGUCGACAUGCAUCACCGAGUGAAAGAUCAAAAUAAGUUUGCCCGAAAAUACUCGGAUAUCGAGAAAGACAUUUGCACUUAUGAUUAUCUAACUGGCGGUAACAAUCACUACGAGUACAUAAAGCGUAACAUCGGAACAAUGACUCUAAAGACAAUUCAGCGCCACAUGAGUAAAUACACCACCAACGUUGUUGAAGGGACUAUUGAUGUCGAAGGUUUGAAAGCCUACCUUGAGGAAAACGGUUACCCGAUGGCAGUAUCGAUUUGUGAGGACGGAACAAGAUUAACCGCAGCAACGGAGUACAGCUAUACCGACGACAGUCUAACCGGCCUAGUUGCGCCCUUUGAUGAGAAUGGCAUGCCUGUACAAAAUUUGUUCAAAGCUACAACACCCCACAAAGUUAUGGAAGACGUGAAAAAUUACCCAACAGGCAACUAUGCUUACGUUAUGCUCGCCGUACCGCUUGUGGCUGGAGCGGCACCUUUUGUUCUGUAUUUUGCAUGUUCCGACAAUAAGUUUACACACGUGGAUGUUUUGAACCGGUGGGCAUACCUAGAGGAAGUCCUGAGUUCAGUCGGAAUUCGAAUCGUUUCGUAUAACGCUGACGGAGACCCUAGGCUCCUCAAAGCGAUGAACAUCCGCGCCGGCCUGGACCAGGAAAGACAACCAUCUCCUUUGGGUGGAUACUACAUUGUUAAUUCCAACUACGCACCUAAUGCGCAAGAUGCUACGCAUGGGACAAACAAGUUCAGAAAUCGGCUACUUACAAGGGACCUGAUAAUUGGUGACUACACGAUCGGAAAAUGCCACUUAAACACGCUGAUCAAAAAGUACAAGAAAUUCCAACACGGUCUAACUUGGUCGGACAUCAAUUUGAAGGACAAAAUGAAGUACGCGCCCACGCUCAAACUGAUCAAGCAAUCACUGAUAGACUUCUUGGUGGCCAAUGUCGAGGGAAGCUUGGGAACCGCAAUUUUCCUAAAACUCAUGCAACUUAUGCACCGUUCCUUCAUUGAGGAGAACAUCGAACCACUUCAAAGAAUUUAUUACAUUUGGACUGUAAACUUCUUCGUCAGAGCAUGGAGAAACUGGAUUGGGCUAAAUCGCAAGCGUGGCUUAACUUACGAUCAAUGCGUGACCACUAACGCAUACAAUUGCGUGGAGUUGAAUGCGCAUGCGCUAAUUGCUUUUAUCAGGGACUGCCGAGACCGAAAUGUUCCUGAACAAUGUUUGAUUACUUUUCUGUCGAGUCAACCUUGUGAAAAGUUGUUUGGCCAAUUAAGGACAAUGGCAUCUACAAAUCAAACCGUCGUAAAUUUCACCAUCAAGGAGCUUCGAGCAAAACUGAAGAGACUCCAAAUGAAGACUUGCAUUAUGCAUAAAUAUAACGGUGAAAUUAACUUCCCAUCGCUCGACAAGUUCAACAACGCUCACCCUCCACAAGUUCUGCCAAAUGAUAUCGAGAUCACAAAUGAAGUUUCGAAGGCUGAGCUCACCGCGCGACAGAUGCUGCAGAGUCUUGGUUUGAGUGACGGAGAAAUUGAUUUCACAGACUCACUUAUCUUGAGAUCAAACAAUCGACCAAACCAACCAACCGAGUUUGAAUUCGUGGACGCCGACUCUUAUAACGACGAAUUUAGUGAUUUGGAAGAAGAAGAACACGAUGAUGAUGAUCCAGAAAUUGUCGGAAAGUCAACCCAAACUCAAUCGUCGGAAAGUGCAGAUGAUGAAUUCGAUUUUUCUGACACAGUGGAGUUUGUGCAGGUGCAACAGGAGUUUGAUGAGAGAUUGGAAGAGCCUAUCUACGCCAUCGAGGACCUAUUUGACACAAGCGAAGAAUUAACCUUGAAAAGUACCAGCGCUGGUGACAAGCAUGUAUUUAAAAUAAGGGAUUCGACGGGACAUGUAAAACAUAUUAAAAAAUCUACAUUUUUGUGGAUGGUAGCUCCAGGACGACAAAUUCUGUCUGUGGACAGAAAUCAAAGAUUCAGGCAAAAAUAAAAUGAAAUCUUUUCAAAUGGUCAGACGCACUGGUUGAAUAUUUAAAGUACAAUACUGCAUUAUAACAACUUCCAUUACUAACCUCACUGUUAUGUUUGCUUAUUUUAUAAUAUCGAUUAAAACACAUACACCUGUUGAAA